Kluyveromyces lactis is the source of this 1293-nucleotide messenger RNA. Its product is annotated as elongation factor Tu. Gene Ontology annotation, cellular component: mitochondrion. The transcript has a single exon. The coding region runs from base 1 to 1293 and encodes 430 amino acids. Gene Ontology annotation, molecular function: GTP binding; translation elongation factor activity; GTPase activity. The record is from RefSeq and is a predicted model, not a curated record. NCBI's taxonomy places the organism in Eukaryota, Fungi, Ascomycota, Saccharomycetes, Saccharomycetales, Saccharomycetaceae. Gene Ontology annotation, biological process: mitochondrial translational elongation.
AUGUCUUUCUUGGCCCCUAGAUUUUUGACCACCAAGGUUUUCAGACCUAUGUCUAUUGGUGCAAGAACCUUUUCUUCGUCAAUCCGUGUCUCUGCUGCUGCUUUUGACCGUUCUAAACCACAUUUGAACAUUGGUACCAUCGGCCACGUCGAUCAUGGUAAGACUACUUUGACUGCUGCCAUCACCAAGACUUUGGCUGAACGUGGUGGUGCUGAUUUCUUGGACUACUCUUCCAUUGACAAGGCUCCAGAAGAAAGAGCGAGAGGUAUCACUAUUUCUACUGCACAUGUUGAAUAUGAAACUGACAAGAGACAUUACUCUCACGUCGACUGUCCAGGUCAUGCUGAUUACAUCAAGAAUAUGAUUACUGGUGCUGCCCAAAUGGAUGGUGCUAUCAUUGUUGUUGCUGCUACAGAUGGUCAAAUGCCUCAAACCAGAGAACAUUUGUUGUUGGCUAGACAAGUUGGUGUUCAACACAUCGUUGUUUUCGUUAACAAGGUUGACACUAUCGAUGACCCUGAAAUGUUAGAAUUGGUUGAAAUGGAAAUGAGAGAAUUAUUGACCCAAUACGGUUUCGAUGGUGACAACACUCCAGUCAUCAUGGGUUCUGCUUUGUGUGCUUUAGAAGGUAAGCAACCAGAAAUUGGUGAACAAGCAAUCAUGAAGUUAUUGGACGCUGUUGACGAAUACAUCCCAACUCCAGCUCGUGAUUUGGAAAAGCCUUUCUUGAUGCCUGUUGAAGAUAUCUUCUCCAUCUCCGGUAGAGGUACCGUCGUAACUGGUAGAGUUGAACGUGGUAACUUGAAGAAGGGUGAAGAAAUCGAAAUCGUUGGUCACAACACCACUCCAUUCAAGACCACUGUUACUGGUAUUGAAAUGUUCAGAAAGGAAUUGGACCAAGCUAUGGCUGGUGAUAACGCUGGUGUCUUGUUGAGAGGUGUCAGAAGAGACCAAUUAAAGAGAGGUAUGGUCUUGGCCAAGCCAGGUACUGUCAAGGCUCACACCAAAUUCUUGGCCUCUUUGUAUAUCUUGACCAAGGAAGAAGGUGGUAGACAUUCCGGUUUCGGUGAAAAUUACAGACCUCAAAUCUACGUUAGAACUGCUGAUGUCACCGUUGUUUUGAAGUUCCCAGAAGCUGUUGAAGAUCACUCUAUGCAAGUCAUGCCAGGUGACAACGUCGAAAUGGAAUGUGAAUUGGUUCACCCAACUCCUUUGGAAGCUGGUCAACGUUUCAACAUCAGAGAAGGUGGUAAGACUGUCGGUACUGGUCUAGUCACUAGAAUCUUGGAGUAA